Messenger RNA from Poeciliopsis prolifica (blackstripe livebearer), 2678 nucleotides. It is a transcript of the gene neto2b, whose product is annotated as neuropilin (NRP) and tolloid (TLL)-like 2b. Bases 279 to 1943 code for a protein of 554 amino acids. Gene Ontology annotation, molecular function: protein binding. The transcript has 12 exons. NCBI's taxonomy places the organism in Eukaryota, Metazoa, Chordata, Actinopteri, Cyprinodontiformes, Poeciliidae. The record is from RefSeq and is a predicted model, not a curated record.
UCUGCAGAGGGAUCGUCAGUUUAUAGGAGAGCAGAAAGCUGAGCUUUGUGGGGACUGUCUGUUUACCCUGGAAACCUGUCAUGUCAGGGAAUGCCGAUGAUGAAUCCAAACUUUUUCCGAUGUUUUCUUCACCCAAGGCUGUCUCACUCUGAUGAAAAUGUGGAAACCGGAUCUUGAAAAUCAGUAAUGUCACCAUGCGCUAAUCCGAAGCCCAGACUUAAAAGGGGAUGUGUGGGACAUGCAGUUGGUAGAGUUUGAAUAUAAAGUCCAGCUAAAAUAUGCUUGCAGUGUGGAUAUUCCUUCUAUUCACCAAACAGGGAUUUUCUCUUGCACAGAAGAUUAAAGAUGGAGGUGCAGGAUCUAAGGAAAGCAGACCUCCUGAGCAGUCGAGGAACAACCGUCACUGUGGGACCUGGGUUCGGAAAACAGAUGGUGGAAGCUUCAGCUCGCCAAACUACCCAAAUACGUACCCUCCAAACAAGGAGUGCCUUUAUGUACUGGAAGCCCCGCCCCGCCAGAGGAUAGAGUUGCAGUUCAGCAAAAUCUUCCAAAUCGAAGCGUCCUUUGAGUGUCGGUUCGACCACAUCGAGGUGAGGGACGGUCCCUUCAGCUUCUCAACACUCAUCAAUCGUUACUGCGGCACAGCCAAUCCUGGCCGGGUCCUCUCCAGUGGGCGCUUCAUGUGGAUCCGGUUCUACAGUGAUGAUGAGCUUGAGGGGAAAGGAUUUCAGGUCCAGUACACUUUUACUGCAGAUCCUGAAUUUCAUCUCCAUGUAGGAGGACUUUUAAACCCCAUCCCAGAUUGUCAGUUUGAGCUAACUGGGUUUGACGGCGUGAUCCGCUCCCACCAGGUUGAGGAGGAGAACAAAGUGAAGCCGGACCAGGCAGUGGACUGCAUUUGGACCAUACAAGCCCCAAUGAAGAGCAGGAUUUACUUGAAAUUCUUGGAAUAUCAGAUGGAAAACUCUAAUGAAUGUAAGAAGAAUUUUGUGGCUGUUUAUGAUGGCAGUAGUGCCAUUGAGGACCUGAAGGCCAAGUUUUGUAGUACAGUUGCUAAUGACAUCAUGCUGGAGACUGGUUUUGGAGUGGUGAGGAUGUGGGCGGAUGAGACAAGCCGACUGAGCCGCUUCAAGAUGCUGUUCACAGUUUUCUCUGACCCUCCCUGUAUUGGCGGUGCAUUCUUUUGCCACAGCAACAUGUGCAUCAACAACUCUCUGGUGUGCAACGGCGUACAAAACUGUGUCUUCCCCUGGGAUGAAAACAACUGCCAAGAGAAAAAGAACAAAAUUGCUUUCCUUCAAAUCACAAAGACUCAGGGAACAAUCAUCUGCAUUUCCACCGGGGUAGUGAUGUUACUCCUCAUUUUCUCCAUAAUGGUGCAAGUCAAACAACCACGUAAAAAGGUAGUGAUACGUAAGAAAAAACUGUUCCAACAUCCUCAUCUCCAGAAGAUGUUUGACCCUCAGCACUACGAGCUGUUUUCUAUCAGAGACAAGGAGAUGCCUGGAGACUUGAGGAAUCUUUCAGAGGAACUUCUGUCCCUCCAGACUCUGAGGAGAUCUUCAUCAGGCUCUCGUUGUGUUCGUGAACAUCACUGCGGUUCACAGGGAUCCAUCAGUUCCAUCAAACCCAGCCACAGUUCAAAUGUCUUGGGCAACACGUCCUUGGAGCUUCCCCCGUUCAGAAGGGACAGUCAGACCGCUGCGCCUCCUGUCAGGGGCAUAAACAACAGCCUGCGGAAGAAGAGCUGGCCCAGUUUAAAACAAAGCCGAAUGCAUAGUCACCCUGCGAUCAGGGAUCGAGUGCUGUGGCAGCAGGACAGAGUUAUGGAAGAAGAUGACGAGGAAGAGGAGAAAGAGGGGAGGUACGAUCUGUAUGUCAGAAGAGUAGGAAGCCGAAAAUAUGACAUGGCUCAGUAUAGAUCUCAUUCCAUGGACUUUUAACAUGAGAAACAAAGGUCAGGGCAUUACAAAUUACAGGAAUUUAGAGACAAUUUUGUGCUGAUGUGAAUAAAACAUAAAGAUAAAAGCAGAGUCAGCUUGCUCUCCAUUGUACUUGUCUUAUUUUAUUAAGGUCACAGUACAGUGUUUGGGUAAAGGGCACGUUAAAGUGAAAGUUAUGGACUAAAGGACUGAUGAAUCUGUCAAAAAGUGGAAACAGUCAGUGACUGUUUUUGGUGUGUUUUAUCUUUCUGCCCAGCCAGGGGUAAACCACUAAGGGAAUCUGUUGAAGAAGAUUUGCCUGAAAAAGAUUUUUUUUGUAUUUGUAAUUUGCAUGCUUAAUCGUGGAAAUGGUGCCCCCACGUGGAUUGAGUAACCUCUGUCAAAAGAUAAGGCUGUUUAGUGGCUUCCUAAUUUGGUUUUGAAUUAAAGCACUAUUUGUGUUGCUUUUUAAGAUGAUUUUUGCUUGACUUUCUACAUCAUCUUAAGCAUUUAGUCUGGUUAGACUGGAAUAUUAAAACUGAACAGGUUUUAUGAUUUAUAAAACCUUUAUGUGAAAACACUAAACAGCAUUUUCAAUUUUUUCAUGGGAUUAGAAUAUUUUUAAAGUGAUUCAAGCAGAAAAAGUACAGAAUAUAGAUCAGCAAAGCCCAGAUGGGAUUAUUCCAAAGUGUUUAUAGAUAAUUUUGUAUCACCCUUAUGAAUAUAAAUUGAGGAUUCUUAGUCUUCACACAUUGA